UGAUACCCCUUUAUUCGCAAAAAAAGAUGUCUAGCCAAAAUUAAUUUUACGAUAAUGAGACAUGUUUCAUCUAAAUAAUGGUUGACCUCGAAUUUUGGCAAUGCCUAUGUAUAUAUUUAAGAAUUACUUCGUUAAGAGUAUAGGAUUGCCAUUGCGUUCUGUUUAAUAAUGAACAUUUUUUGUUCACAUCAACUAUAAACAAGGAUGUGGACUAGCUUUUUUUGUGUGUGUAUAGUUAUUUUUAGGGUAUAUGUCCACUUAUAAUUGCAGAAGGAUUUUUGUUUAAUUGAUGCCUAGAAGACAGGAUACAUUAUGUACAGGAUAAAGAACUCGUUGCUUUGUGUUGGCUGCUCUGAUAACGAAAGUGACUUUGUGAAAGGAACACACGAGACAUUGGUCUUAGAUAAUGGUGAAGCAGAUCUUCACAAACAUAUUACUGUAUGCCGAAAGAAUCCCGGUCACAGAGACUUCAUACCGCUUGAUAAUUUUUCGUUGGAACUUCUUCCUAAGGCCCAUCAGUGCCAUGAGCUUUUUAAAUUGAUCAGCGCUGUGGCUAGUCUCACCGUGAGAGUGGAUGUUCGCAUGGUCAGCCCUAAUAGACCUCAAUUUUGGCCAUAUUCAGAAGUAACGUAUCCAUUUUAUGACAUGAGAGGCAAAUCCAACUUAAGAUUUGGAAGUGCGAAAGUUAGAAGUGUUACAAAAGUGGUACGUGCUUACAACGGCGAAUCCAACCUACGGUGCCCUUGUCAAAGAUGUCAAGGCUCAGAGUCUCCCAGUGAUGUGUGGUGGGAGAUUGAAGUCAUUUCAGCAAGCCAUGUUGUUUUCGAUGACAUCGAAGCUAGUUACACUUCUCUGAGGCUGUUCUAUGAUAAUCAGCACAGUCAAUACCUAACUCUUAACAAAGUCAAUAUGGAUUCAUCUAGUCUUCCUAAUGAUUGGUGCAGGUUGGUCAGUGUUACAUGCGACUCAGGCUUGGUUAAACAACUUACCGCAAGCUUAGAACUCUACUUUGAACAGUGGAAAAAAGUGCAUGAAAAGUACCAGAGAUCUCGGGAUAAGGACAAAUUGACAUUUGUCGUGUCGCACCCUCACGGGUGUCCCAAACAGAUCAGCAUUGGAAAGUGGACAGGGAAAUAUAAAGAGAGUAUGAAAAAGUAUCUGAAUAAAUUUACAUACAAUGCAAGCACCUGCCCAGGAAGUAGUGGGGCACCAGUACAUUGCGUUGGAUACACGGGCUGGUGGUUUUGUCAGCAGGUACAUAGUGGUACGCUAAACACUGGGCUCAAUUACUGCGGGUAUGGGCUAGUUGUGUAAAGAAUAGGCCGUUGUUAGUUUUCUUUUGCUAUAAAAAAUGUCAGGUCCAAAUUGUUAUUUUUCCCUUGCAGGUUUAACGGUUAUGCAAUGGUGUUAGUUGUAGGCUAUUUUUAGUGGUCAGACAAAAAAAAUAGCACAUCGGCAUGGUUAGUCAAGUAUGUAUUUUACACUAUAAAAUAGUUAUACAGGUCAAAUUGUUUCUUAAAACUCCAAAAGCUUUAUUUCUAUUUAAUUGGUUACUAGAUCUAAUUUUUAAACUUUACCGGUAUAAGUAAUUAACAUUGUCCAUUAUAUAAUAAGUUAAUAUAAUUUAAAAAAAAGAGUACCAUUCUUUUCUAAAGGUUUUAAUUGAAGACAAAAAUACAAGUACACAUAGAUCUAUUUAUUUAGAUAUCUUUUUUUAUUUUAUUGUGCAUUAACGUUUAUGUAAGAAACAUAUUCCUUAGUACCGGUACUGAGAUUUUGUAAUGGAUAAAUAUUUCUAGUUCAACCCUGCCCCCACCCCCAAAGCAAAACAAAAUUAUGAAAAGAUUUUUAUAGUUUAAUUAUUUUCCUUUAGUUUAGUUUAACUAUAUUUUGAAAUUCAUGACAAACUCUUAGUUUAACUACUUUAUUUUAGUUGAAAACUAGUUUUAGUUUAACUUUUAAAAGUUAGUUUAGUUCCCAUCACUAACCGCGGUCAACUGUCUUAUUUAUCUGCUGACAGCUACUUUAAUUAAUCUUAAUUAAUCUUUAUAGCACCUCUGUAUUGCCUUAUUCCCUUAAGCUCGCCAAAGAAGAAAGUUUUUGGCAUGUGGUCUUCUUCCAACACGAGCUCGACUCUCGGUUUGAGCUAAAGAAAAAUGUAAUUAUUUUUAAUAUAUAUUUUAUUUUUAUAAAUGUAUUUUUUAAAUGUUUUUCUUUUUUUAAUCUUACUUAGAUAUUAUUUUAUUAAUAUUUUUUUAGUCAAAAGGGUUCGUGAUGGUUAAGUGGUUAAGCGCUUGUCUUUCGAACCUAUGAUCGUGGGUUCAAAUUUCGGUGAAGACUGAUUUAGAAUUUCGGGAUUUUGAGGGCUCCCCUGAGUCGACUCAACUCUAAGGGGUACCGAAUUAGGAAAAUAUGUAAAGGCAGUUGGUCAUUGUGCUGGCCACAUGACACCCUGAUCAUUAACUGUUGUCCAAAGAUCUAGAUGACCUUAUCACCAUCUGCCCUAUAGAUCGCUACGUCUAAAAGUGGAACUUUCAUCUAGUCAAAAUGCAAAUUUAAAAUAAAAAGUUUGCCAAAAUUACCUUUCUAUUUGGUUUCUCUCUCUUCAGAACAUAAACAUAUUUAUAUUUCUGCUUCACUCUCUUUUUCAUUAAUCCUAAAGAGAUCUAAGUUUUCAUGGUGAAGUGAUCAGUCUACACACGGGAAUACAGCUUGAGAUAUAGAUUCUAGUCUGAAUUAAAAGCAUGUAACAUUUAAAUGCCCUUUAUAUAAAUAUAAAUGUACACAUUGAGGGUCAUGUGACAUUCAUGUUGGUCAUGUGACUUCUUUAGUUGGUCUAACUUUUGUUUCCUAUAAAAAUUCCCAGAUGUUUUGUUGAACGAAUAGAUUUACACCAGCGCGCGAAGCCAUCAACAUUUAUAUACAAUGUAACGUUUAAGUGUUAUUUCGUGGGUCUAAAUCUAGUUUAAGCCAAUGUGGGGCACACAAACAAUGAGACUAGCGACCUUGUCCAUUCUUUUGUUUUCCCUUUUUUUGUUGGCGCGACUUGCGCUGACAGGAAGUGUUCCCACAAGACUUUCACCAAUCUGUGUAGUGGUACGACGUACACCUCCACUCUUAUUUGGAAGAGAGAUAGUAGAUUUGUCUUUUUAUUUAAUUAAGCAGCAAUUUUAUACCGAUAUGUAAGAAAAGAAAUGAUUGUAUUUAAAGAGAUCAGUGUAUGAAAAGAAAUGUAUACAAAUCAAACGAUAAAACUCAAAUGCUUUUUAAAAACACAAUCUUAUAAAAUCAUCAGAAGAAUACAAAGAUAUGCGUCUCGUUCUGUAAUGACUUUAGAUCAAGGAAUGUGUUGUGUCUACAUUUAGAUCAUGGAAUGUGUUGUGUCUACAUUUAAAUCAUGGAAUGUGUUGUGUCUACAUUUAAAUCAUGGAAUGUGUUGUGUCUACAUUUAAAUCAUGGAAUGUGUUGUGUCUACAUUUAAAUCAUGGAAUGUGUUGUUUCUAAAUCUGCCUGUAGAUCCAGUGUGUAAACAAAGUUGUAAAUCUUUAAGAUACACGACAAGAUAAACAUAUUUAGACUUGUAGGGCGUAAAACAAAAUAUUAUUUCUUGUCCAUCUACAUUUUUUGUUCUACAUUGCUCAAUUGAUCAUUGACGCAACCUUGUAUUUAUUUGUACAUUUUAUUUUAUUUCUUUUAUCUCGGCCGAUCGCAUUCUUGUCAUUCUAACGCAUUGACAUUAAGCUUAGAAAAGAGU
Biomphalaria glabrata is the source of this 3754-nucleotide messenger RNA. RefSeq lists its product as uncharacterized. The coding region runs from base 313 to 1314 and encodes 333 amino acids. The record is from RefSeq and is a predicted model, not a curated record. Lineage: Eukaryota; Metazoa; Mollusca; Gastropoda; Planorbidae. The transcript has 4 exons.